Molecule: messenger RNA, 5762 nt
Organism: Centrocercus urophasianus (Greater sage-grouse)
Lineage: Eukaryota; Metazoa; Chordata; Aves; Galliformes; Phasianidae
Gene: KANK1
Product: KN motif and ankyrin repeat domains 1
Exons: 14
Coding region: 799-4833 (1344 amino acids)
Biological process (GO): negative regulation of actin filament polymerization
Cellular component (GO): cytoplasm; cytoskeleton
Molecular function (GO): protein binding
Source: RefSeq, a predicted model, not a curated record
AAGCCGCGGACUGAGCUGUUGCUGGGCCGGGGAUCUGCAGAGCCCUGCUCUGUGCUGGCGGUGCUGGCGUUGUAACUGUGAAGUCCAGGGAAAAGUUAUGCUCUAAAAACUUUUGUUCUCUUUCAGGGCCUCGUGAAAAAUCUUCCUAAUUGAUGGUUUGGACAUCAUCUAUGCCUGGAGUGUCAGUGUGACUUUUCCAUUCGUAUCUGUUCAAGGAUGAAAGAAUGUGUAGCAAAUACCCGCCGUAAUUAUGCAUGUUUCUAAUGUUUCAGCUUGUAUAAUACCGCCCACCUUCCCGGGGAGGUCGAGUUACUGUUUUCAGGCAUUGCACUUCAGUGAUGCACUGUGUUCUCAAGGAAAACGGUGGACUGAAGAUCCUAUGUUGCAUUUAGGGAUUGUUUCCCAUGGGGGAGAUCUUCUACUUGAGUUUUCCUGCAGACUUACCACACACUCCCACCCUCACAGACAGACCUAAAUGAAGCUACAUCAUUUAAAACUAUAGAAUCAUAGAUUUGAUUGAGUUGGAGUGGACCUUAAAGACCCAUCUAGUUCCAACCCUCUGCUGUGGACAGGGACAGAUAGAGCAGGAUGACUUUUGGGUUCCUGAAUGUGCUGUCAGAUGCUGAAUUACUGAACUAGGUGAAUCUUCUGCAUUUAUUUCUUAUCUUCAGAAAGGCCUGAAAGAGCAGAGGACUGGCAUUUGUUACAGUGUUUUAAGGUUGCAUGUCUGGUUGGACUUGAUGCAUGACAUUUGCAUGACAGCUAACAACCUAGCUCUGGAUGUGUCACUGAGCAAACAUGGCCUACCCAGCAAAUACUAACGGCAGUGCUGCAGAAAAAGAGGAAGUUAUUAUAAAUGGAAAAGAUGAAAAUGAACGGAAAUACCCCUAUUUUGUGGAAACACCUUAUGGCUACCAGCUAGACUUGGAUUUUCUGAAGUACGUGGACGAUAUACAGAAGGGGAAUACCAUUAAGAAAUUAAACAUCCAAAAGAAGAGGAAAGCAGUACCAGCCUCCACAAGCACCAAGAACUCUGGUGGCCAUUGUGGCGACUGGACUUCCACAGAGUCUCUGUCUUCUUCAAACAGUGAUGAGAACAAGCAGUCUUUCUUGGCAACAAGAAGUCAAGUAACCUCAUCUGUGGCUGUGAGACCAUUGGCUUCCCUUGAGGCAUCUCCCUCCUAUUUAACCAUUCCCGAGAGUAAGCAGCUCCCUCCUCCUUCCCCACAGCUUCCUCGGCACAACCUCCAUGUGACAAAAACCCUCAUGGAAACACGCAGGCGACUUGAACAGGAGAGAAUGAUGCAGGUAAUGCCAGGAGACAUCCGUAGGCCCCGACUUUCCAGCUUUGGGGGCAUGGGCUCAACGAGCUCCCUGCCUUCUUUCGUCGGGUCCAGUGGGUACGGUCACUUGCCUCAGCAGCUCCACAAUGGCUACCAGGGGAAUGGAGACUUCGGAGCCUGCUUUGGCUCCUCCUUGGGCAGUUCCAUCCGGCACAGCCCAAUGAGUUCAGGAAUUUCCACACCUGUCACCAAUGUGAGCCCGGUGCAUCUGCAGCAGAUCAGGGAACAAAUGGCCAUUGCCCUCAAGCGCCUCAAGGAGCUUGAGGAGCAAGUAAAGACCAUUCCUGUGCUGCAAGUCAAAAUCUCGGUGUUACAGGAGGAAAAGAGGCACAUGAUGGCAGAACUCAAAAGCCAAAGGAAAUGCAGUCAGAAUGACAUGUAUGGCUUCAGAAAAAGAUCGUACAGUGCAGGAAACGUGGAGCAGUGGGAGCACCUGUCUCAGGUGCAAAGAGGAGGAGAACUUUAUAUUGACUGUGAGGAUGAGAUGGAGAGUGCGGAGCAGAGCUCUCGGAGGGUAGAGGAGUUCAGGCAGUUGACUGCUGAAAUGCAGGCUCUGGAGAAAAAAAUCCAGGACAGCAACUAUGAGGUUCCAUCGAACCUUAGAGAAAGCCUGACGAAAGAAAGCCGAUCUGUUGCUGUUGGUGCUGAUGAAAACAUGAAUGAUGUGGUUAUCUACAACAGAUCUUCAAGGCAACAUAGAGAAGUAGCGGUGGGGACAGAGAAAGAAAUGAGAGAGUCGGGGGUUGGGGUGACGGAGGCCAUGCUUGGCUUAUCGACAGAAGUUGAGAAAGAAAUAGAGCUUCAGCAGCAGACCAUUGAAGCCCUUAAGGAAAAGAUUUACAGGCUGGAGGUUCAGUUAAAGGAGACAACCCACGACAGGGAAAUGACCAAAUUAAAACAGGAGCUGCAGGCGGCUGGAUCUAGAAAAAAAGUAGAUAAAGCCGUGAUGGUUCAGCCCUUCGUCGUCAGCAGAAUGGUGGAGGCUGUGGUACAAAUGAGAGACCAAAUGGUGGGAGACCAUGUGCAUGUUGCUGAUUCGUCUGUAGGCAGCCAUUUGCAAAUGAGCAGCGUGGGCACGUCCUGCAGGCCAGCGGUACGGAGCACAGCGGUGGGCCCUGAGCUGCUCAUGAGCCGCUGGCUUGUGAGGGAGAGGGCAGAGAUGCGAGACCAAUGCACGGGGAGGUGCGUGGAGCUGCUUGACAAGAAGGUGGGUGUGGAGACCAGCGUCUGCGAGACUGGUGUCAACACGGAGGAGUCUGUGGGUGACCUGAGUCUCUGUAGGACAGUGCGGGAGAUCCGGGAGACGAGGUCGAUUGGCUGCGGGGAUUGCUCAGUGGAUGUGAUUGUUUGUGCCCCAAAGGAGUGCGUCUCCCGCCAGACAGCCACAGAGUCUGUGUGCAGUGCAGAAGCCACAGUCAUGGCUGUGCCUUCCACAGCUACGCAGCAGACCAGCACGGCUGUGGAGAUGGUGAGCCGGUGCACCAGUACGGAGGCACUGGUGGCAGUGGACUGUGGCACCAAUACUGUUCCAAGCAGCCGUGACCAGCAAACCAGCACAGUGAGUGUGGAGAUGCGAACCGUGGCAGUUGGGGACGGCCGGGUGAAGGACAUACAUGCAUCUGCUAAAACGCGUUCAGUUGGAGUAGGGACCUUGCUUUCCAGUCAUCCUGGCUUUGAAAAACUCUCUGUGAUAAAAACCAAAGACUGCGGUGUUGGGCAGAUAAACAUUAAUGAGAACUAUCUAGUUGGUCUUAAAAUGAGAAGCAUUGCCUGCGGUCCCCCUCCCCUGGUGGCUGUACCGACCAGUACCAGGAGCAUUGGUGUUGGGGGUGAGCCAGUGUGCGAGUCCGUGAGCAGCAUCCUGGAAAGCCCACUGCCUCCAGCUGAGCUGAGGACAGGCUUGGAUCACUAUAUUGAGCGUGUGCAGAAGCUGCUACAGGAGCAGCAGAUGCUGCUUGCCGAAAAUUACAGUGAAUUGGCAGAAGCCUUUGGUGAGCCACACUCCCAGAUUGGAUCGCUCAAUUCACAGCUGAUCAGUACCCUCACAUCCAUCAAUUCUGUCAUGAAAUAUGCCAGCACAGAGGAACUGCGGAGCCUGGACCUUCAGAAACAGUGCAUGGAGAAAAGUACUGCACCAGGUGCUACCGUGGAAUACAUCCCUCACGGCCAACUUGCAGACACCCACUUAACUUCAAAUUUGCGAGCGCUGAGAUUGGAGCAGGAUGUAGAACCUGCUCAGGAGGAGAAGAAGACUCCUCUGGUAGAAGCUGUUCGGGGAAGGAAGUCCUUUUCUUCUCAGGACAAAACUCUAGCUGCAAUUAACCUGACAGAUGACCAACUUGCCUCUGGCCUUUAUGUAUGUAGUAACAGUGAAAACACACUCAAGUCUAUCAUGAAGAAAAGGGAUGGAAAAAAGGAUUUGAGCAACACCAAGAAGAACCUGCAGUUCGUCGGCAUUAAUGGCGGGUACGAAACUACAUCCAGUGAUGACUCCAGCUCUGAGGAGAGCUCCUCCUCGGACUCAGAGGAAGAGUGUGAUGGCCACGUGUACCCCCAUGGCUGUGGUAGGGAUGGGGAGCACCCCGUGCUUGGCCCCCCAGAGACAAGUGCUGCAGGGACUGCAAAGGACGGGCCUCCCCUGGAGUGUGAGGCUGAGGAGGUGGAGAUCAGGGAGAGAUACGAACUAAGUGAGAAGAUGCUUUCUGCUUGUCACCUGCUGAAAAACAACAUUGAUGACCCCAAGGCAUUGACCAACAAAGAUGUGAGGUUUUGUUUAAAUACCAUCCAGCACGAGUGGUUUCGUGUCUCAAGUCAGAAGUCGGCUGUUCCUGAAAUGGUUGGAGACUACAUAACUGCUUUUGAAGAGAUUUCUCCUGCUGUCCUCAGACAUAUCAUCAAUGUGGCGGAUGGAAAUGGGAACACAGCUCUGCAUUACAGCGUCUCGCAUUCUAACUUUGAAAUUGUAAAGCUUCUUUUGGAUGCAAAUGUCUGUAACGUAAACCAUCAGAACAAGGCCGGCUAUACCCCCAUCAUGCUCGCCGCUCUCGCAGCUGUGGAAGCUGAGAAGGACAUGAGGAUAGUGGAGGAACUGUUCAGUUGUGGGGAUGUGAAUGCAAAAGCCAGUCAGGCUGGUCAGACUGCUCUGAUGCUUGCUGUGAGUCAUGGGCGAAUAGAUAUGGUUAAAGCUUUGCUGGCCUGUGGUGCAGAUGUCAAUAUCCAGGAUGAUGAGGGUUCUACAGCUCUGAUGUGUGCUAGCGAACACGGACAUGUUGAAAUAGUCAAACUUUUGCUGGCUCAGCCUGGGUGUAAUGGCACCCUGGAGGAUAAUGAUGGCAGCACAGCACUUUCAAUAGCCCUGGAAGCUGGACAUAAAGACAUAGCAGUUCUCCUUUAUGCACACGUCAAUUUUUCCAAAACCCAGUCUCCAGGCACUCCUAGACUUAGCAGAAAGACAUCUCCCGGUCCUACCCACAGAGCUACAUUUGAGUAGUGCUGCAUGAAUACUUAUAAAAAUCGCAAUGCCAUCUUCAAGCUGCUAAAUUUUACUCUUUUACUGGGACAGAUACUGAAUGUAAUUGUCUUGUGCCUGAACUCACCAGCAAAGUGAAAGCAGAGACCUAGUGCUAAGGAUAAAAACCUUAAACUUGAAGCAAGCAUAUAGUUAGGUAGUACUCAGCUGAGAGCCUUAGCCAGAAGUGUUCUUUUUGCUCACCUGCUCAUCUUUCCAUACACUGGCAUUAAUGCUGUUUUUCUUUUAGAUUGUCUUUCCCUAUGUUAUGUACUGCCUAAAGGUCUAAAGCUAUCCUUGCAGGGGGGUCCUGGUGGCUUUUUUUAAAUUGUUCUAAAACGUUUAUGUUUACUGUGCCUAAACCUUAUCACAGUAACCUUCUCAUAAAUUUCAUUCCAACACAGUUUUGAUGUUUUUAAUUAUUCUGAAAUUGAGAAGUUGCAGUUGCUUAUAUAGUGAGCUCCGUGAAGCUUGAGCUGGUGGGUGACUGGAUUAGAUGCUGGGGAUAGAUCCUCUCGUGAGUUCAGAAGUUCACUAAGUAACUUGUUGCUAAUUGGGGAUAAUGUAUAACUUUUAUAUGAAAGAUAAUAAUGUCUAUAAAAUUAACUCGCACAGUAUUUUCAACAUUUUAUACUCCUUAAUGAUUAAAAACUACAUGAAGAAUUACAUGUCACGAUACCAUAUUUUUAUUAACUGUGUCAGUGUAUAAGCUCCAUUCAUGUUUAUUGGAGAGUAAAAUUAUAGGUACCAGCUGUGUAUUCCCCAUGAGUGGAAGUGAGUGUAGUUCUCGGUGCAUAUUUAUGGAAUGCUACUACCUUGUCACAUUCACUUUAGUCACGUGUAUUUAAAUGUUUGAAGUGCCUUAGACUCUUGCCAUAUUUUCAAAAUAAAAUUUCAUUAUGCUGUUUUAA